ACGGCUCUUGCCCACUUGACUUGACCUCUUCCAGAUGGUCCCUCUCGUGCCUCUGACACUUAAAUCUAUGUACGGAGUACGUACUCCAUCUCGACCCGCUCUUAUUUCCCAAGCACCAAAACAGACUGGGAAACACGCGAAGAAGGAGAACAGAACAAGCAGAAUGGAACCUCCAACUCCACCCGGCAGUGUCAAGUACCUUAGUCACAGUGUUCACUGUUGUCUUGUUGCUUCCUGAAUCCUGUGUCUCGUGCAGUCUUGCAGCCCGUGAAGAAAGCAAGUUACUG
Messenger RNA from Colletotrichum godetiae, 287 nucleotides. RefSeq lists its product as uncharacterized. The transcript has a single exon. The record is from RefSeq and is a predicted model, not a curated record. NCBI's taxonomy places the organism in Eukaryota, Fungi, Ascomycota, Sordariomycetes, Glomerellales, Glomerellaceae. Bases 35 to 238 code for a protein of 67 amino acids.